This is a messenger RNA of Fomitopsis serialis, 789 nucleotides long. RefSeq lists its product as uncharacterized. The record is from RefSeq and is a predicted model, not a curated record. The transcript is spliced from 4 exons. Lineage: Eukaryota; Fungi; Basidiomycota; Agaricomycetes; Polyporales; Fomitopsidaceae. The coding region runs from base 1 to 789 and encodes 262 amino acids.
AUGGCCCAGCUCACCUGGAACGACAUCUUCGACUUCUCGUCCCUCGACGAGCCCUCCGCCGCUACGCCACCGCCGCCCUCCGACCCUACCCAACACGACAUCUGCUGCGACUACGCGUGUUGCGGGCUGUCCCUCCCCGACCUCCACGCCCUCGUCGACCACUUUGAGGAACACCACGUCCUCGUCCUCGGCCAGGACGGCCGCCCGACAUGUUCGCCCCUCAUCCUCAGCUACCCGCAGCCCGACCCCCCCGCAGAGCCCAGCUCCCUCUUCGGCGCGUCCUCCCCCUUCGCGUCCACCACCCACGGCCACUUGUACCCCACCCUAGACGGCCUCGAGCACGACUUCUCCGACGGCACCUCCGACUCCGCCUCCUCCAGCUCCACGCUCCCCUCGCCAAAUCCCAGCGAGCCCAUGUGCCUCCCGCCCUCCCUCCUCACCGUCCACCCGCCGCUCCCCCCAGACGUCCUCACGCCGCGCGAUGCCGCGAUCGGACGCCACAAAGAUCAGCGCCCUGCGCAUCCCAAGUCCGCACCGGCGCCCGCAAAGCACAGGGCGUCCAAGGCCAAGGCUCAGCUCCUGGGCACGGGCCCCCAUCCCAACAUCCAGCCCGUGCCACACGCCGAGACGCAGAAGAAGCGGCGCUCGCGCGAGCGCGAGAAGGCGUACAAGUGUCCCGCGUACCUCAACCCCAACGGGCUCAAGUAUCACCUCGAGAAGGGAACGUGCACGAUCGUGACCCAGCCCGAGCCGGCACAGGACCCCCCGCCGGCGGGCAACGCGCAUUGA